Messenger RNA from Corylus avellana, 1082 nucleotides. RefSeq names its product putative glutathione S-transferase parC. Gene Ontology annotation, molecular function: glutathione transferase activity. The record is from RefSeq and is a predicted model, not a curated record. NCBI's taxonomy places the organism in Eukaryota, Viridiplantae, Streptophyta, Magnoliopsida, Fagales, Betulaceae. Gene Ontology annotation, cellular component: cytoplasm. Gene Ontology annotation, biological process: glutathione metabolic process.
CCCAACCCUACCCACUCACCUUUCGCAUACUCACUGAUCAGCUACAACUCCGAGGACUCCACCAAUCUUCAUCUUGCCGGUUGCUCUCUCUCUCUCUCUUUUCGGUGUUUCUUUGGUUUUUGGCAAUGGCGGACGAGGUGGUUGUGCUGGAUACCUGGGCCAGCAUGUUUGGGAUGAGGGUGAGGAUCGCGCUGGCUGAGAAGGUGAUCAAGUACGAGUACAAGGAGCAGGACCUGAAGAACAAGAGCGAGCUGCUUCUCAAGAUGAACCCGGUUCACAAGAAGAUCCCGGUUCUCAUCCACAACGGCAAGCCGGUCUGUGAGUCCCUCAUCAUCGUUCAGUACAUUGACGAGGUGUGGAAGGACAGGUGUCCGUUGCUGCCCUCUGAUCCUUACCAGAGAGCUCAAGCCAGGUUCUGGGCUGAUUUCGUUGAUGCCAAGGUGUAUCCUGUUUCAAGGAGGAUAUGGGCCACUAAAGGAGAAGAACAAGAAGCAGCAAAGAAAGAGUACUUUGAAACCUACAAGAUAUUGGAGGGAGAGCUUGGUGGGAAGCCUUACUUUGGGGGAGAAACAUUUGGGUUUGUGGACAUUGCCCUCAUCACUUUCUACAGCUGGUUCUAUGCUUAUGAGACAUUCGGCAAUUUCAGCAUGGAGGCGGAGUGCCCCAAGAUUAUUGCAUGGGUUAAGAGGUGCCUGCAGAGAGAGAGUGUUGCCAAGACUCUUCCUGACCAGAAGAAGGUUUUAGACUUUGUUGUGGGCUUGAGGAAGAACCUUGGCUUGGAGUAGAAUAAUGGUUUGGCCCAAGUGUGGAAGUAGUAGCAUAUUAGCAUGGUUUUGGACCUUUGGCCGGUCGUGUUUUAUGCCCGUUUAGCUUUUGUUGGACACUUCGGUGUGUCUUUGUCUGCUGAGUACCAUAUGAUCAGAAGAACGUGUGUCGUGUUGUGUCACGCUUGUUAUCGUGAAUGUAUCUUUAAUAAGAAAUGACACUUUGUUGUGUCGACCAUGCUUUUGAACUAUAGCGAUGACUAUAUAUAUAUACUUUGUUGUCUUUCUUAGAAUGGAAUGUAUAUCAGUCUUUGGGUA